CGACGAAAAUGUCGAAAGUUGGGGAAAGCCGGUAGUAGAGCAAUUGGAAGAAGUCGACGAAAAAAUUUAAACAAGUUUAUAGCGGAUUUAGUUCUCCGAGAGAAAGCACAACAACAGGAAGAGGAAAACGAACUGGCAUUUCUAACGCGACAAGAACAAUUAGCAUUUGAGCGUAAACAAUUCGAACAAAAGCUAGAAUUUGAAACAAAGAUGAGCGAGAUAAAGGAAACUUCCAUGACGUCAUCACCCGAGAAUAGUACCAGUGCAGUUAGCAGUGCAGCGAAGCUCCCAAAGUUAGUGAUCACGAAAUUCAACGGCACACACCAAGACUGGCCUAGGUUUUGGAACCAAUUCGAAGCAGAAAUAGAUAAAUCGAAAGCGGCUGCUAUUACAAAUUUUCAUGUUUAAAGGAAUCGGUGGAGUCGAAGGUAAGGAGCUGUAUAGACGGUCUCCCAUUUUCGACCGAGGGAGACGAACGUGCUAAAACAAUCCUUAAGACCAAAUAUGGUAGACCCUGCGAAAUAGUGCAUGUCUACAUGAAAAAAAAUUAUGGGGCUACCCGUGAUCACUGGAAGUCAAGGAAAGUGCACGAAUUUUAUGAAUCUCUGGUGUAUAAUGUACAAUCACUCGAGACACUAGGGAAACUGAAAGAAAUUACUGGGUACGUUCGCACUACACUCGAUAAGUUGGAAGGGAUCUGGGGCGACCUGGUGCGGAAUGAUGAUAAUUGGCAAGAAUGGGACUUCCCAAAAUUAGUCGAAGCCUUGAGAAAAUGGAAUGAGAGAAACCCUGUACAAAUCAAAGAUCAUGAUAAUAAAAAUGAUGGCAAGUUUACUUAUCGGGGAAGGAAACAAACUGGGCAACGCGACCGAGCAUUUCAGGCAAGGCAAAGUGAAGUAAAAAGUGCGUGUGUUUACUGCGAAAAUGGAGAGCAUCGAUCAAAGGAUUGUGACACGAUUGUCUCGUUAGCGGACAGAAGGAAAGUUCUGCGAGAGAAGCACCUGUGUUUCAAUUGUACAGGUUCUAAACAUUUAGCAGUGGAUCGUAAGAGUUAAGGCAACCUGUGCAAGCUGUGGCAGAAGACACCACACAUCCAUUUGCAAUAAAGUAUCAAACCCUUUGUUGACCACACACCAUACGAAUGCUGCAGUUGUUUAUCCAGUUAGUUAUUGUCGAAGUUCAGGGGGCUAAAUACCGAGCCCUGGUGGACACAGGGGCAGGAAGCUCAUACGCCUCAGCAGGUUUGCUAAACCAUAUCAAAGCUGAACCAACCAAAUCAGAUAUUCGCGACAUUGAAAUGCUACUUGGGACUACUACAAAGAAAGUGGACAUUUUCCAUAUUGGUAUUCAAUCGGUGAACGGUGAUUUUAGUCUAGAAGCAGAUGUUACAAAGACUGCUAAACAGAAAAUGUUGUUGUUACCAAAUCCACGUUAUGAUGAAGUUUUGGAGAAAUACCAGCAUUUGGACGGGGUAGUGAUUGAGGAUGAUGAUCCGAAACAACAGCUCCCAAUUCAUCUCAUUUUUUUUUUUUUGGGGGGGGGACAGGCGAAAAUUAAGACAAGCUCGAGACAGAAAGUUGGUGUACCGGGAGAACCAGUGGCUGAACUAACCAAAUUUGGCUGGAACCUAGUAUCACUUGGACAAGAUGUCGAUUUAUCUCAAAUAUUCCUGACCCAAACAUCUUCGGUGGAAUACGAGGAACUUUGUCGAAUGGAUGUCCUAGGUCUAGCUGACACCCCAGUUGGAGAUCUAGAAGCGGUAUGUGAAGAAUUUGAAGAAUAAUUAUACAGAAGUCCAGAAGGCUGGUAUGAAUCUGGCCUCCCCUGGAAGGGAAGCUAUUUUCCAAUUGGUACGAAUGAGGUCAACAGUCAACGACGACUACGGACAUUGGUGAGUAAGCUCAAACCCAGUGGGAAAUUGGAAGAAUAUGAUAAUGUUAUAGAGAGCAGUUGAAUUAAGGAGUGGUGGAGCCUCUACCAGAAAGUCCUGAAGGAAGAGAAUUCUAUAUAUCACAUAGGGGAGUAUUUCGUGAGACUGCAGAAAGUACCAAAUUACGGGUCGUUUAUGAUGCCUCGGCACGACCAUCGAAAGAGUCACCAUCACUUAAUGACUGUCUCGAAGUCGGUCCUCCUCUGCAGAAUAAAUUGUGGUCUGUGCUAGUUCGGGGAAGAUUUCACCCUGUUUGCCUUGGUGAAGACUUGCGUAAAGCGUUCCUACAAGUGAGAAUUAGUAGUGGUAAUCGAGAUGUCCUCCGAUUCCAUUGGCUGAAAGAUAUCAACAUGGAUGAAAUACAAACUCUGCGAUUUACAAGAGCCCUCUUUGGAUUGACAUCAUAUCCAUUCCUCCUGGGGGAAGUUAUUCAACAGCACUUAGAAAGUUGGCACCCGAAGCACCCUGGUGUGAUCGAUGAGAUUGACAAACGUCUUUACAUUGAUGACCUUGUUAGUGGAGCUACUACAACCGAGAAAGCAUCACAGUUAAAAGACAAGGCUACUGAAAUCUGUCAGGAUGCCACAUUCGAUCUGCAUUAGUGGCAGUCAAACGCAAAGGAACAACUCGGGAUUCCAACUAAAGAGAAUGGUGAACUCUUUGGUCUUGACUAGAACGAGAUAAGGACACGAUAAGCAUUUCCUUCCGUCAGAGAAAGCUGAAUUGUCUAAAAGAGGCAUACUAUUCAAAAUAGAUAGAGUAUAUGAACCUUUAGGACUAGUGUCUCCAAGGACAUUAGCCGGCAAGCUGUUGUACCGCGAAGCCUGUGACCACAAGUUAGGAUGGGAUGCACCGCUGAAUGAAUCGUUGGCAAAACGAUGGGGAAAGUGGAGAACGAACUGCCGGACAGUGUUGAAGUUCCUAGGAGUCUUGUAGGAAAUCGAAAAGAUAUCCAAGAAAUUUGUCUGCAUGCACGGAGAUGCAAGUAACAAAGGAGUGGCAGCAGCCGUCUAUGCUGUGGUGAGGCAACCUUCUGGAGACACGCAGGGAUUGGUUGCAGCAAAAUCACGUUUAUCAAAACAAGGACUGUCCAUACCAAUGACGGAGUUAAUAGUAUCUGGUCACAUGGCGACAAACCUAGUUGACAAUGUGAAAACAGCCUUAGAAGGGUUUCCUGUCAGCGAAGUCACAGGAUGGCUAGAUAGCACGGGCGCCUUUGUACUGGAUCGAAGGGAAAGGGCAGUACAAACAGUUCGUACAAAAUCGCGUGCGGAAGAUCUGUGAGAAAAGUUACAUCAAGUGGAGGCACGUACCAACGGAUCAAAAUCCAGCUGAUAUUGGAAGUCGGGCAGGUUUGGGAUCCAACGAUAAGCAGUUAUGGCAACGCGGACCCGACUGGCUUGGAGCGAAAGAGAACUGAUGAAACCGAUGAAUCGAAAGCUGAAACCAAAUUAACUCGUGAAGUAUUCGCAUUAGCCGCGACAGGAAAUGAUACGUCUGUCGAUCUUCUCGGGAAAUUUGAGCUUUGGAAAACGCUGCGAAUUGGAGCAUGGGUGGCGCGGUUUGUGUCUAAUGCUAAAGUCCAUGAUCGAGAGAAGACAGUGGGUCCUAUUACGUCAGAAGAAAUUCAAAAGCAGCUAGCAUUUUGGGUAAAAAGAGUUCAAGGAAGGAAUGAAGCAACCAACACCUUUCAUGAUGAUCGGUUACGGUUAAACCUUCAAAGAAACAAUGACAGUGUAUACGAAUGUCGGGGCAGACUUCAAGGGCAAUACCCAACAUACCUACCCGAUCAAGAUGUGUUAAUUAUGAAAACAAUUCAUAGCAAACCUAUUUCUUUAAAUUAUUUGACAUUGCUAAAAUACAAGAGUUUCUAAAACGAUUGGUUCGUAUUGUAGGACAAUCAAAUGCACGUUCUCUCCUCAGGUUGUAAGUCAGAUUGUGUUUGGGUGGCAGCAGUUGAUAAAGCUUGUGGUCCGAGUUGGAUAGGUCUGGAUACUAUUGUCUUGAAAAUUCUUUCACAUACAGUAUUUUCUGACGCCUGCCUUUGAGAUAACUAAUAUAGUUAUGCGUGUUAAGAUUGUUCGUAUAAUAAGACCCAAGAGAUAUAAUUGAAAGCACUCGCUUUUGAAUGCGUUCAAGAUCGUUACAUAAACAUUUAUUAGUGGUGAAAUUCAGGUGCACAAUACUCAAGGACCGGUCUGAUGCAGGGGCGAUAAAAUUUUAGGAUAGGGGCAGGUAGAACGCUUGCACGUCUAAGCAAAAUUAGGAAAUACAAACGUUUGUUAGCCUUCUUCACGACAUAGUUGACAUGGUCAAUCCAUUCCAGUGAGUUAGACACCAUCACACCCAAUAUCUUGGCACUGCUGACUAGCUCGAGUUCUUUGGAAUUGAUGAUAGUCUUAACUGAUGUUUCACUUUCCAAAAGUCAACUAUCAUUUCCUUACUCUUGUCUUCGUUCAACUGGGGAGCUUGUUGUUUUUACUCCAUUUCUCUACAUCAGACACUACACUUUGCAUUUGACUUUGGCUAUUUCUUGGGACAACCACGGCUAAUUAUAAUGUCGUGUCGUCUGCAUACUUCAACGAGUACCCUUGCAUAGGCGUAAGGGAACGGAAAAAUAGGGGAGGGGGCAGAACGAAAUUUUCCCGACUUUUGCAUUUUGCCCAACCAAUCAAAUUCGCUGAUAAACUUCGGAAACUUUCGAAAAGCUAAAAUGUUUCGCCACAUUGCCCUAUUUUCAUGCAUUUUUUACUAUCGUCGUACAUAUUUCUUGUUUUUCAGUUUAUUUUACCCCACUUUUUCCAACUUACGUUCAACAUUUGCCAGACUGACGUUCAAAAUUUGCCCACCUUAUCGACAUUUCAAUUUUUCUUGGCGUGGGUGAGCAGGGGGGGGGAUUGUUUAAAGUCGUUAAUCAUCAAAAGAAAUAACCAAGGUCCUAAUUUCGAACCCUGUGGAACUCGAGAUGGAACUGCACCCCAUUCAGAGAAGCAGUCGUUAGACAGCUUGACGCGUUGCAGCCAAUUCGACAAAAAGUCGCAUACCCAGCGAACUACAUGCACCGCGUGGAACGUUCAGGGAAAGGAUCUUUUAACUAGGAUCCGGUAGUCGAUGAGAUCAUAUGCUUUCCUGUAGUCUAGCAACACGAACCUCACCGCUGUACUCGUCCCGUCAGUGGCAGAAGUCAAAGUAUGAAUGAUGGAGAUAAGACCAUGCGUAGUAGAUGAUUUUGGGAUAGCGCCAUAUUGGUGGAGAUCGAUGAUCUCGAGGACAGAUAAUAUGUUAGGAUAAAUCUUCAGUUAGUGUCAUAGCGAGCAGACGUGCGAAGUUAGGGUCAUAGCAAGCGGACGUGCGAGGUUGAGCUGCGCCUAAAUUCGGAAAUUCAACGAUUAAACUAUUGAGAUUAUGGCAGAAGUUUUAUGUUAAACUUAAAGGCUAAUGGAGAGAAGUUUAUCUGGGAUGGUACGUUAGAUCACAUGAAGAAAUUCGUCUCAGACGAAUUAAAACUGUUGGUGAAAUGGAAAUCGCCUGGCGGUGAAACCAAGCUAUUCACAAGCGGUUUGGUGUGCCUAAAGAUCUAAAGUGGCAGGGUAAAACAAGUAAAUGGAUUACGGUUUCUGGUAGUUCCAUUGAGGUGAAAGAUGUAACCGAGCAGCUUACAUCGAUGUGUGAAGUGGCGGCCAUAGACUCAAUCAACGUUGAUGAAUGCGGUGUUGACUCGUCGAAAUUGUUGUUACAGGUAUGCUUAACAAAACCAAUCUCACUAUACCUAUAUGAAUGAAUGAAUGAAUUUAAUUUGAUUUGACACCAACAUUACAAAAAAAAAAAAAAAAUAAAAAGAUUGUAAAUUACAUGCAUAUACUGUAUAUAUAAAUAUUAUAGAACUGUUAUAUAAUAGUUAGAUAUUUAAAUAAGAUAGAUAAGUUAUAUAAAUAAGUAUAGUUCGAUAAAUAAAUUUUGUUCAGUCAUCAUGUUGGUGACAAGGAAGCCUAAGACGAAACCACAAGGCUUAUAGAAGUUUAGGCUCCCUUUUAAAUGAGCACAACAUAUAUAAACACAAAGGGGAAUCAGACGUUUAGAGCAUAUGAAAUUAUUUUACCAGUUUCAUAAUAUAAAUGAUGGCUAUAUUAGAUAUUUUAACAUUCUAUUCCUGAAGCAACUUAAAGUCUCUGAAUUUUUAAUGUUUUCCGGAGGGGAAUUCCAUUUUUGGGGUCCUUGGAACAAAAUAGUAAACUUCUUUAUGUUUGUACGACAUGUAUGAGGUCGAUAUGCAUUUGCAUUUCUAGUGUUGUAAGAGUGCAUGUGGCGACUAGUAAUGAAAAUAUUAUGAAAUGAAGAUGGAAGUAAAUUAUAAUGAUAGCAAUACAUGAAUUUAACAAUGUAUAAGAAAUUAAUUUUAUAAAUAUCAAGCAGAUUCAGCCGAUAAAACAGUGGUGCAGUAUGUGCUGUAAAGUCAGCGUUUGUCAAAGCUCUAACAAGUCGUUUUUGGAUUAAAAAUAAUCUUUUUACAUUUGUGACAUAGGUAGAAGACCAAAUGACGGCAGUAGGUCAGAUAUGGGUAGAUCAAGGUAUAAUAUAGGGAUAAUUUAGUUUUCAUAGACAAUAGAAAACGUGAUCUAUAGAUUAUGCCGGUGGAUUUUGAGACUUUUUUUCAGAUGUGAUCAAUAUGAAAUUUCCAUGAAAGAUUUUCAUCUAUAAAAACUCCAAGGAACUUGACCACUCGUUUUUGCGUAAACUUAUUUUCAUUAAACAUGAGCGGUAUCAUAAUAGUUUUUAAUUUCUUUUGUUUUGGUUUAAAAAUAACGUAGUUUGUUUUCUUGGUAUUAACUGACAAUUUAUUCGCCUUCAUCCACAAGCUAAUACUACUCAAUUCUUGAUUUAAGACAGUAGCUAACACAAGUGGAUCAGAAUGUGAGUAGUAAAUACUUGUAUCAUCUGCAAAUAAUAAUGGUUCCGCUAAUCGCAAGGCAUUCGGAAGGUCAUUAAUAUAUAGAAUGAAAAAGAGUGGUCCUAAUAUGGAACCUUGAGGAACGCCACAUUGAAUAAUCUGUUUGGAAGAGGAAACAUCAUGCUGUACAAAUUGUUCACGGUUUUCAAAAUAGCUUUUAAUCCACUGUAACGCCACACCACGAAUGCCAUAACGUUCAAGCUUAGAAAACAAUAUUUGGUGAUUUAGUGUGUCAAAUGCUUUAGACAGAUCUACAAAAACACCGGCUGUAAUUUUAUUUUGAUCGUCUAGCACCGAACAUAAAUUUAUUAAAGACAAACUCAGCAAUAUUGAGGCUGAAGUCAAAUUUCUGGAUAAAACAUUAAGCUUGACUAAUGAUCUGAACAAUCUAAAGAAAUAGUGUCUAGACAAUAGUACUGAAUAUGUGAAUAGUUUACGGCAUGAAAACACAAGUCUCAAGGAUGAAAUUCGAGCCUUAAAGGACAGUCUUGCAAUAUCCAAAUUUGCUUUAUCUGACUUAAACACGAAAGUAAAAGAACUUGAGAAUGAAAAAGCGUGCUUAACAACAUCCUUGAUUAGCAAUGCUCCCAUGAGCAUUAUUUUAACAAACAAGAAGUGGCUGCCUCAACAGACAAUAACUGUUCAUAUGUCAAAUAUUCCUUGGCUUCUGUCGAGUCCCACACUAGCCAGAACAAUGAAACUAUUCUUAUUCCCGAUGACGAGACUAAACUUAGUAAAAAAAAAUAAAGCGAGAAAGUCUGCGAGGGGAAAGAAAACCCCUCAGAACCUCGACACAGACGAAAAUGAAAAGGCUCAAUCGCUCCCGCGAGUAUCAACAGAAAAUAGUCGCCAGAGCGAUAAUAGUUCGCCACGCAGGAAAAAAGUUGCCGCUGUUAUUGGCGAUUCAAUUAUAAAGAAUGUGCAAGGGUGGCGACUUUCUGACAGUAAUAACCAUGUAGUAAUGAAAAGCUUUGGUGGUGCUAAUAUUUCUGAUAUGGAAGACUACUGUAUUUAA
Molecule: messenger RNA, 7893 nt
Organism: Paramuricea clavata
Lineage: Eukaryota; Metazoa; Cnidaria; Anthozoa; Malacalcyonacea; Plexauridae
Source: the annotation of a GenBank genome assembly